This is a messenger RNA of Rotaria socialis, 1539 nucleotides long. Lineage: Eukaryota; Metazoa; Rotifera; Eurotatoria; Philodinida; Philodinidae. The record is from the annotation of a GenBank genome assembly.
AUGUCAACUUCUAUGAUCUCAUCUCAAGCUAAAUUGAGAAUCCAAAGCCUUGCUAAACCAGACGGCUCUUUUCAUUGGUCUUUCGGAUCUGAGCAAAGAUCAUCCUCGUCGUCUACGUAUCCAUCUUAUGAUUUAUAUGUAAAUGGUACAAUUAUUGAUAUAAGGGAUGAUGAAUUCUGGAGUGCGCUAUUCAGCUGUGACGUGCUUAAGAAACUGGACGGAAUUGGAAUCGGCGACCGCGACCGUGCUUAUGGAAUGAGUGCUGGAGGCCUACACGUACUCCUCCCUCAUCUCGCUCGGUUAGCUACACCUUCAUCAAUUCCGUACAAGCCGUUCAAUUGGUUCGUUUCCUUUAAUCAAGACUUCAGCUCCAAGAAUGACUAUAUGCAAUUCAUGUCAAUAAUAGCAUCGCUUAUCCGUCAAAAUCGUUUACUUACAGUGAUACUCCCGCGUGCUGAUGGGCCUUUGAAUAAACAACUAUUUAUGGAUGAGGUACCUGAAGCUAGUCUAGACGUUGCUCACGCAAUUCUUGUUACUCAUUCUCUUAUAUCACUACACUGGCCAGGUGCGAUAGGUGUCAAAGAUGCUUCGCAUUAUAACGACUUACAUGUAUGCCAUCCUAAACAACUUUCACAAGUGUUGUUUGCUGCUUUAGAAAAGAAUGUUUCUCUCACUGAAGUCGAUUUUUAUUGCGGUUGUUUUGAUAGAUAUUCUGGUUUUGAUAAUAUUCUAAAGCCAUUGCUUGCACGUAAUAAAGCACUACCUUCGAUGAACGCUGAUGUCGCUGCCGGUCAUGUCGACGGUAAAUGGGAUUCUAGUUGCCCAUCUGAUCUCGUACGUGAUUUAGUCGCUGCUAAGUUCAACAUACACCGUUCUUUUUUCAACAGCACUGGAGAUAUGUGCUUUUGUGAGUCAUGCCAUAAAAUGUCAGGCAACAAGUCAAUGUACUCACGUGGCAUCCCACCUUCUCGCUAUGCAAUACCAAUAGGCUGGGUCAGAAUCGGUCUGAAAGUACACGAAGGGCUUGCUGAGAGCAAUGAGAUAUUCAAGAAAUGGCACAUUUCAUAUCAUGGAACUACAGCCAACAGUAUAGAACCCAUAUUCCGCGGCGGAUUACACUUACUAAAACCUGGUGAUGUGGCAUUGGGUGGAGCAGCCAUAGGUGUUAGACCUGGUCACAUUCCUCAAGUAAUUAGUCGAACGAAUCGUUACACAGGUAUGAAUGAAUUGUUUGAUAUUAACCAAAUAUUCACAUCACCAUCUAUUCGUUAUGCAUCACAUCCUGCUUAUGCACAACAAUUUAUUGUCGAUCAUCCUCAACGUGCUGGUGUACUACUCGGAAUGCGAUUUGUGUUUCAAUGUCGCCAGCGUCCUGGCUCUUACACAAUUGGGCAUGAAACAGUUGGCGCGCGCGACAUAAAACUAGAUCCGCACUUUGAUAACAACGAACUCGAAUGGUAUACUAAAGAGAGCGCAGGAAUAGUUCUAUUUGGCCUAUGUGUGCAAGUAAGAUGCAUAUCUCAGCGGCCCACAAAAUAA